AUGUACAGCCACUCGCUUGCGCUGAUCAAGUUGUUUGUUUUGUUGUUUGUAACUAGAAUUGCGGUGGCAGACAGUACUUGGUCGACAACGACGAGCACAACUACUUCUUAUAGCCCCAGCAGUACCCUGAGCACCCUCAGCAGUACCACCACAAGCACAACACCCUAUUACAGUGCUUCAUGGACAACUACAGCUUUUCAUAAUCAGACGAAUACUACUACGACGACGACGACGACGAAGAAAGUUUCCUCUACAUCAUCAUAUGAAGUCCUUACUACCAAACUUCCACAACAUAUUUCCGAUAUAAUCUUUCCAACUGCCUUCCCUUUUCAACGACCUGUGUAUCAAUGGAACAUUCCGUCGGGCAGAUGGGGUCUUUCUCAAGCUGAGACCAACGGCAAGGCUUUGUUAGGAACGAUCGAGGAGGGUGGCAAGGGUGGUGCACCUCAGUUCCCGGCAUUCAUCGGUGCUCCUGGUAGUGCGAAGGGUGUCUAUGGCAGCAGUGGGAGUGGCAGUGGGACCAGCUCAAGCGGCGGUAGUGGAAGUGGAACAUCUUCUGGCAGCUCGAGCUCGAGCUCCGGUGUCGCCAAAAGCUAUCCAUGGGGAUCUCGAACUGCAGGCAACACCAACCCGUACUCCAACCCACCCAACACCGGCGUCGUCCGAAGCUAUGACUUCGUCAUUGAGCGCGCGACCAUGGCACCGGAUGGAGUUGAACGGGCCGUCAUCGUGAUCAAUGGACAAUUUCCCGGACCUACCAUCGAGGCCAACUGGGGAGACACAAUUGAGGUGACCGUCACCAACUUGAUCACUGAUUGCGAAGAAGGCACGUCGCUUCACUGGCACGGUCUUCUGCAGCAGGGCACGCCAUGGGAGGACGGUGUGCCGGGUAUCACGCAGUGCCCUAUUGCUCCCGGCCAAUCCUUCACAUACAGCUUCAAGGCUGAUUUGUACGGAACGUCGUGGUACCAUGCGCACUACUCUGCGCAGUAUGCGGCAGGUCUGUUCGGAGCGAUGGUGAUCCACGGUCCCACCAAUGCCGACUACGACGCGGAUUUGGGUCCCGUUUUGCUGACCGACUACUACCAUGACGACUACUUUGACAUCGUCGCGGAAGUCAUGGGCACUGAUUUGACCAAAGUCGCUCCCUACUCAGACAACAACCUGAUCAAUGGCAAGGGGUCUUUCGACUGCUCAUCGCUCAACAGCACCGCCACAUGCACGUCCAACGCAGGUUACUCGAAAUUCCAGUUCACCAAGGGCCAGAAAUAUCGACUACGACUGAUCAACGCUGGUGCUGAGGGCAUGCAACACUUUAGCAUUGACAACCAUCAACUCACCGUCAUUGCAUAUGACUUUGUGCCCAUUCAGCCCGUCACCCAAGAGAUUGUGACGUUGGGUGUUGGUCAGCGUGCCGAUGUCAUUGUCGAGGCUACUGGCGGCCCAUCUGACAUCGUCUGGAUGCGGUCAGUCAUCAGCAACUGCUCGUUGAGCAACCAGCCUUUUGGUUAUGCAAUGGUGUACUACGAGAAUGCCAACACCAACUCCAAGCCCAACUCCACGGCGUGGCCGAUCACAGACGAUACAUGCGCCAACGACGACCUCUCAACGACAACACCAUACUUCCCAAUCACACCACCCGCGACGCCCGCCACCGAGGUCUCGGUUGACAUCAACUUCGGCGUCAACUCGACCGGCCAUUUGGUCUGGACCAUGGACAACUCGACUUUCCGCACAUGCUACAACGACCCGGCCCUCUUCCGCGCCCAAGACAAAGCAGAGGGCAACACAUCAUUCGUGUAUCCUACCGAAUGGAACGUGCAUGAUUUCGGAACGGCGAGCAGCAUUCGCGUCAUCGUCAACAAUUUGACACCCGUUACCCAUCCCAUGCACAUUCACGGUCAUAACAUGUACGUCUUGGCCGAGGGUAUGGGCGAGUGGGAUGGCACGGUGGUCAACCCCUCCAACCCAACGAGACGGGAUACCAUGCUUCUCAGACCCGCGGACAGCACGACAGGCGAACCAGGGUACAUGGUUUUCCAGAUCGACGCGGAUAAUCCGGGCAUGUGGCCUUUCCAUUGCCAUAUCGCGUGGCAUGUCAGUGGGGGGUUGUAUAUGAACAUUUUGGAACAACCUGAUAAAAUCCCGACUAAUCGACCCUCAGCGCUAAACGACAUGUGUACGGCUUGGGCGGCCUUUACUGGUCAAGGAGAGAUUGAUCAGAUUGAUUCGGGUUUGUGA
Molecule: messenger RNA, 2241 nt
Organism: Exophiala viscosa
Lineage: Eukaryota; Fungi; Ascomycota; Eurotiomycetes; Chaetothyriales; Herpotrichiellaceae
Product: Cupredoxin
Exons: 2
Coding region: 1-2241 (746 amino acids)
Molecular function (GO): oxidoreductase activity; copper ion binding
Source: RefSeq, a predicted model, not a curated record